This is a messenger RNA of Phyllopteryx taeniolatus (common seadragon), 1519 nucleotides long. Its product is annotated as SOSS complex subunit C-like. The coding region runs from base 144 to 452 and encodes 102 amino acids. Gene Ontology annotation, biological process: DNA repair. Lineage: Eukaryota; Metazoa; Chordata; Actinopteri; Syngnathiformes; Syngnathidae. The record is from RefSeq and is a predicted model, not a curated record. Gene Ontology annotation, cellular component: nucleoplasm; nucleus; SOSS complex. The transcript has 5 exons.
UCCAGUGUACGGCUGCUACUGGCGUCUGCACCUACAGGCGAAAAUAUUUUCUGUUCGUCUGCUUGUAAGGAACGGAGAUCCGGAGCCGCUAUCAUCGUCAGCUGACCCCGACGGCGCAGCUGCGGAGUUUUAUCGUCGACGACAUGGCUGCUAAUCCUUCAGCACCAGUCUUCCCGAACAAGGCCAGAGUACAAAUCCUGGCCGAGCUGGAGAAAGAGAGGAAGCGGUUAAUGCAGAAUCAGUCCAUCAGCACUCCAGGAGCCAGCAUUUCAAUAUCCCGUCACAACAUGAAGGACUUCCGGGAUAGUGCAGAGCAGCAGCACAUUGUUGCCCAGCAGAAAGCAGCCUUGCAGCACGCGCACGCACACUCGUCAGGCUUCUUCAUCACUCAGGACUCGUCAUUCGGUAACCUCAUCCUCCCUGUGCUGCCACGCCUGGAGCCCGAGUCGUGACCCUUUCACACAACGUGUGCACAAAAGCUCACGUCUCACUUCCAAGUUUCACCUUUGGGCUCUGUCAUAUGUGGACACCUAUUUAUCCUUGCAACAAUCUCAGGGGAGUUGGAAUGCAUUUCAGUUAUUUAUAAGGAAGAAAAAAAAUCUUCCUCAACACGUGUAACACUGGGAUUCUGUGCUGUAUACUGUGUAUGCAUAUAUGUGACAUCUGUCAUGGCACUAAUCACAUGAUCUUUAUAUAUGGGGCUCAUUUCUUCCAUCUCAAGUGAAUUGUUUAUAAUGCUGUUUCAAACAUUAAAAAGCAAUCUGGUGUAUGCGGUCAAGUGCAGUGAGGAAUGCCCAGGUACAUAGAGUACAUUGGUGAAAUCAAGCAACCACUGAGCAGGCGAAUGGCACAACACAAACAGGUCAAGACUCAGCUGUGUGCCUGGACUUCCAAGAGAUGCAGCACUCUUUUGAGGACAACUAUGCAUGUUCUGGACAGGGAGGACAGUUUGAAAGAGGAGUGAGAGAGGCCAUCUAUGUGACUGUGCAAAGAUCGUCCCAAAACAGAGGAGGAGCUUACUACACCACUUAUCUCCCACUUAGAAUCUCGUUCUUUCAUCCAUUCCACACAAACUCCAUAAUUCUGCCCCCAACAAAUAACACAAAAACGUGGCCUGCUUGGCUGUGGAGCGGCUCCACUACCACUUUCCAACUGAAUGGAAUAUUAGUGAGGGAGUUUCCACCUAAUGACCUAAUGGCCUCUCUGCCAGGCAUUCUAACGACGGUCCCAAUUUUUGCAUUCCAAAAGAAUGUUACAGCUCGUUGUUUGGGGCGUGGCUCUAACUUGGAGCAUAAAUAGUUGAGUUUCUCCACACCAAGUCAGGCUAGGUUGUCGUAACGACGCCUUGUUGCAUGAACAGAUGCCUUCUAAGACAACCAGAACAGUCCAGUUGCGAUCGAUUCAAGUCCCUGUGAAUGAAAUGGCCUGGAUGAAUGAGAAUAUUCACAGGCAACUCUCUGAAAGGGCUUCUUUUUUUUUUUAAUUCAACUUUUUUUCAGCUAAUAAAGUGGGAAUUACA